UCUAUAAAAUACGCAACUUCCAUGCAACCAUUGUUGAUCAACUUUAAAAUAAGAACUGCAAAUCAUCAAUUCUGCGAUUACAUUCUUCAUGAAAUACAUUUGAUUUAGAAACACAUUUACCUCUCAUGUUGGGAGCAUGCAAUGUUACUUCUUUUAAUUUCAGUCAGCUUUUAAUUUUGUCUUUAUUUUCAAGUUUCUCAUGGAUAUCGCACUAAUGGUGUCUUUUAAGCCUUUUAUUUUAUGUAACAGACACCCCCUGAGAUGUUCAGUAGUCCUGAGUUCAUCAUAAAAAAAACCCUUUUUAUUGCUACAAUUUUGUGAAAGUUGUUCUGUAUGGGCGUGUUGAGGUAGAGUUUAAUUACUAUGCACCAAAAAUCCUUAUUAUACACCAUUGUUCGAAACUUAGCAAUUAGCGUUGUGUGAAGCCGCUUUCUAUAUUGACCCCAUACAAUCAACGUUGACCAUUUGAUCGAAUCGUCAGUGACCCAAUCAGUCAACCAGUCUACGUUCAAAAGUGCUAAUAGAAACACCAGCCUCGAGCGCAACCUACCAAUGUACGACCCGGGUCGGUUCAUCUUCCCGAUGCGCUUCAGCAUGUGGGCCUGGAAGGUGUGCGGCUUUUUUAACGCACCGGUACCAAAGUCCGUCGCGUACCGCGUGUACUGCUACGCGUUCUACUCCUGCAUCAUGGCGGUGUACCUGUUUGUGCUGCUGUUGAACGUGUUCGUACCGCAACCGUUCGAGCAGCGGGUGUUCUUCAUCAUGUACAUCUUUCUGACCGAAACGGCCAUGAUCCUGAAAACGCUGACCAUUUAUCGGCAUUUCAACAUCGUCUGGAGCCUGUACGAAACUACGCUGGGGGUGUCAUUUCAACCGCGUGACGAGCAGGAACGGGAGCUGCAGCAACGAAGGCUGGCCGUAUUCAACCGGUGGUACUAUGCGUACAUCUUCGUGAGCCACAUGGCCGCAUUCGGUACCGGGAGCCAUUUGCUUAGUGCUGAGUAUCGGAUGCCGUUCUUUCCGUGGUUUUUCGGUGUCCCGUACGGGGAGGAUGCACACGUUGCGUACUACACGAUCUUUGCAUACCAGAGCUUCGGGAUGUACUUUCACAUGCUGCUCAACACGGCCGGCGAUACGCAGCUGUGCUAUAUGAUGCACAUGAUAGGCAUCCAGCUGGAACUGCUGGGAAAACGGUUUCGCGAUUUAAAUAACUCCGAAGAGUUCGAUCGUUCGUUUGUGCCGUUGGUGCAGCAUUACAACAAAAUACAUCGCAUGCUGUGCCGAGUACAGAACCUCUUCUCACCUGCCUAUUUUGUGCAGUUCAGUGUUAGCGGGCUGGUCAUCUGCGCUUCGGCUUAUCAGGUAGCCUCGAUGCUCAAUCUAAACGACUUCAGCAAACUGAUGAAUGUGUUCUACAUGAUGUCGAUGACGAUGCAGAUCGGACUGCCGUGUUACUAUGGCAACGAAGUAACACUCAAAAGCUACGCUCUUACGAAUGCCAUCUACUCCUCGCGCUGGUACAACAUGCCGCAAAGCAACAGGAAAAGCGUGCAAAUGUUUCUCGUGCGCACCAACAAACCGUUCGCAGUCGCUGCGUUUGGUUAUUUCAACUUUAACUUGCCCGCAUUUACAACGGUAAUGCAAACGGGGAAGAACAAAAAAGGGAAGGUACAACUUACUCUAAAUACAUAUUUUAUUCAUGUUCGUUGCAGAUUUUAAACAUGGCAUAUUCCGUGUACUGUG
Messenger RNA from Anopheles coluzzii, 1743 nucleotides. RefSeq names its product odorant receptor 94a-like. Gene Ontology annotation, biological process: detection of chemical stimulus involved in sensory perception of smell; sensory perception of smell. Gene Ontology annotation, molecular function: odorant binding; olfactory receptor activity. Bases 553 to 1719 code for a protein of 388 amino acids. The transcript has 3 exons. The record is from RefSeq and is a predicted model, not a curated record. Gene Ontology annotation, cellular component: plasma membrane. NCBI's taxonomy places the organism in Eukaryota, Metazoa, Arthropoda, Insecta, Diptera, Culicidae.